AUGUUCUACAACGUCAAAGCUCGUCAAGCUCUUUUCUGCCUCUUCUUGGCUGUUGGCCCUGCUGCCGUCUUCGCUGCACCUUUCCCUGCUCAGAACGGCAUGGAAACAAGAGACUACGGUAGCGACACCACCACAACCACCAGCACCACAACCAACACCGAAGCAGGCGCCAACAUCGGCGCCAGCAUCCCCGACGGCCCAGCCUACAACACCGGCUCCUACUUCUCCAACAACAACGCAGAAAGCGCCUCCGCCGAGUCCAGCACCAACACCGACGGAUCCCAAAACUCAGCAUCCGAGUCCGUCUCCGAGUCUGGCCAAACCACCGCAGGAAACAACUUCAACGCCGGUAUCCCCGAUGGCCCCUCCGUCGACUUGGGCAACUACUACUCCAACAGCUACGACGUUGAGCAGUCCGCUUCGUAUACCUCUCAGCCUGAGCAAGAGGAGCAGGCUCCUCCUGUCCCUCCUGCUGAUACUCCUGCUCCUGAGCCGCCCAAGGAUACCCCCGAGCCUACUCCUGAGCCUCAGCCUCCCGUGGAAGAAUCUCAGCCUCCUGCUCCCCCGGCUGAGGAGCACCACGAGCCGCCCGCUGAUUCUUGCAGGGUCGAGAAGCGCGUGGUGUAUGUGCGAGUGUAA
Molecule: messenger RNA, 639 nt
Organism: Aspergillus wentii DTO 134E9
Lineage: Eukaryota; Fungi; Ascomycota; Eurotiomycetes; Eurotiales; Aspergillaceae
Product: putative cell wall protein
Exons: 2
Coding region: 1-639 (212 amino acids)
Source: RefSeq, a predicted model, not a curated record